UUAAAGUUUCAAGCUAAUUUAUAGCAGAUGACACUUUUUGCAGAAAUUUACUGUGGUAGAGAAUCAUAGAAUGGAUGAUUUCAGAAAUGAGUUUCACAAAGGAUUGCAUGUUCUUGCUGUUGACGAUGACUCAACCUGUCUAAAGAUUCUGGAGACUAUGCUACAAAAGCACAAAUACCAUGUAACAGCCACUAAAAAUUCACAAACGGCAUUGAAUCUGUUGAGAGGAAACAAAAACGGGUUUGACCUUGUUAUCAGCGACGUGCAAAUGCCAGACAUGGAUGGAUUUAAGUUGCUUGAGCUUGUGGGGCUUGAGAUGGACCUACCUGUCAUAAUGAUGUCGGUAGAUGAUGAUUUUAAGAUGGUGAUGAAGGGAAUUAAACAUGGAGCUUGUGAUUAUCUUCUGAAACCUGUGAGACUUAAGGAUGUAAAGAAUAUUUGGCAGCAUGUUGCCAGAAGGAGGAAGAUGGGUUCAAAGGAGCAGAAUAGAAGCAGUAACCAAGAGAAAGCUAAUACUGACAGCAAUGAAAGAGGUUCAGUAGCAACAGGAAAUUCAGAUCAAAAUGUAAAGUCUUCCCGAAAGAGGAGGGAUGAGGAUGACUAUGAUAAUGAGGACCAAGAGAAUGACCAUGACAAUGAGGACUCAUCAUGUCAUAAGAAAGCUCGAGUUGUUUGGAAUGCAGAACUGCACCACAAGUUUGUUUCUGCUGUCAAUCAAUUAGGCUUUGAAAAAGCUGUACCUAAAAAGAUUCUUGACUUGAUGAAUGUUGAAAAGCUUACAAGGGAGAAUGUGGCCAGCCACCUUCAGAAAUAUAGGCUUUAUCUGAAAAAGAUCAACUGUGCGGCGAACCGGCAGGCUAAUAUGGUUGCAGCAUUAGGCACUACAGAUCCAUCCUUUCUGAGAAUAGGUUCUCUGAGUGGUGUUGGACAUUUGCAGUCAUUGACUGGUUCUCAACAGUUUCAUAACAGUACUUUCAGACCCUUUGGACCUGGUGGAAUGGCUGGUAGAUUGAACACUUCUGUUGGUGUGAAUGUGCAUGAAACUCUUCAGUUGGGUCAUGCACAAAAUUUUCACAAAUCUAUGCAUGAACCAUUCAAGUUUCAACCUGCUAUAACUGGUGGCAAUCAAAAUAAUGGUAUUCAGGGAGUGCCAUUGUCCACUGCUCUUGAUCAAUUUCAACAUAAUAAGGGUGUUGGUAUUGCUGUUAGUCCGAUUCAAAGCAUUUCUCCUUUUAUUGAUGUUCAACCAAAUUUUUCAGUGCCAAAUAAACUCCCAGAUCUGAUACCAACAUCAACAGUAGGUUGCUCACCCUCUCCUGUUUUGGACGUAUCAAACAAUGCUUUGGUAUUGAAAGCUGAUAGUGAAAACACACAAGGGGGUGGAAUGUUGUUUGGUCAACCUUCAUUAGCCUCUCAGAAUUCUCAAUUCUCACUCCCUUUGCUGGAUCAUGGUAGGUGCAGUGAUAUUUGGUCAAAUACUGUUCAGUCAUCAGGGACAAAUUCUUACCCUGCAGGUGAAACUUUUCGAGUGAGGAAUCUGAGUGGUGCUUCAUCCAUUACUUCACUGUCUAAUCCAUCCCAUUAUUCACUAAAAGAUAUGCAUUCACAAGGAGUUCUUAUUCCAAAUAAUUCUGGACAAAUUACCAAUAAUGUGGUGCCAUUUCAAGGGUGGGAUGACAACAAUGAUGAUAGUACUUUCCCUUCAAAUAUUUUUUGUAACUCAAUGGACUCUCUGAUGGAUACUGAUGGCAACACUUCUUUCAACUCAAUCUACAACAGAAACACAGACUUCAGUUUCUUUGAUCCCUUACUGAUGAAACCUGAUGGAGUUAGUGAAGAAAACACAUUGAAACAACAACAGGGAUACAUCAUGAACCAUACCAAGUCUCAAAGCAAUAGUGUCGCUAAUAAUCUUGGUUCCGUGGAAGAAUUUGUCAGUUCAAUGAUGAAACAGAAACAAGACAAUGUGAAAUUAUUGGAAGGAUACUUAUGCGACAACAAUCUCUCUGACGGGACAUCCAUUUGACACUAUGUUUGGCAGUAUAUUUAAGCAUCAUGUCAUGCUUGCUGACGAAUUUUGUGGCGUGUCAAGUCUUCUGAGUUUACCUAUUUUAUUAGUUUUUGUGAUUUUGGCAUUUUUCUCUAGUUAUAGAGUAUUGCUUUCAGCAAGGGCUUUUCUCAUAUUGUGAAAUGAUUUGUUUAUGGAUGGUGCAAAGUGGAGUUG
This is a messenger RNA of Vigna umbellata (rice bean), 2224 nucleotides long. The record is from RefSeq and is a predicted model, not a curated record. Lineage: Eukaryota; Viridiplantae; Streptophyta; Magnoliopsida; Fabales; Fabaceae.